Prunus persica (peach) is the source of this 1012-nucleotide messenger RNA. RefSeq lists its product as uncharacterized. The transcript is spliced from 3 exons. The record is from RefSeq and is a predicted model, not a curated record. NCBI's taxonomy places the organism in Eukaryota, Viridiplantae, Streptophyta, Magnoliopsida, Rosales, Rosaceae. Bases 337 to 615 code for a protein of 92 amino acids.
CCAUUUUUUAUAACAAAAAACGCAUUGAUCCAAAUCGCUUCUAAACCAAAAAGUUCACAACAUAAAUUGGCAGUGGAAAAAUAUUAUUUUUAUGCUAAGAAUUCUUCUUCUUUUUUGUUACUAUCUGCACGAGAACUUCAAGAAGUCUUGUAGGCGCUACACCACUACACAACACUUAAUUUAAAAAUAAAAAUAAAAAUAAAAAUUUAUGAUAUUCCCUAUUACCUUUUGGUAAUUUCCCCAAAAUGCAAAACCCCACUUGAGCCUUGGCUCUCCAGCUACUGUGACUGUUGUUCCCAAAACCCUAACUCUACCAUUUCUCUGCUGUGUGCUCCAAUGGCCUCUCGCUGCAGAUCUUUUUCAAAGUCGGCUUUCUCUUUUCUCAAAUCCACGGUGAACAAGCCAACGGUCAAACCCAGAUCUAUGUCUUCUCUCCCCACAACCCGCCCUUCCCUCACACUCUCAAGGCCAACUCCUCAGUUGGGUUCUCUGCAAUCUUUACUUCCAUUUCACUCGGCGGUCUCUUCAGCUCGGCUCACGUCGUGCCUCGGCAUUGACUCGAGGAGCUCGAGGUCGUUGUCUCAGGGUAUGCUCGGUGCAAACCCAGGAGUUUGAUAUCUCCAAUGUUUUGUAUUUAUUAUCUAGCUGGGUCUCAGCGUGCCUCGAUAAGAGAUUGAAGUUGGAAGAUAGAGGCUAAAUGGAUCAGUCCCAUCACCGCUGUUAUCAGCAUGUCCUUUUCAUCAUCUAAUGGAGUUAAUGUCAACAGUUCUGUAUGCCGAGGAUACAGCUGCAAGAAUUGAAUUCUCUGACUCGUUGCUAUAAUUGUUGAAAUUCUCCUUCAAAUUUCUUUUACCUUCCCUUCGAUUUUUCCUUUACUCUCUAUAUAUAGCAUCAAUGUACUACAUUGUUGUUCCUUUUAGUGGAAAAAAGAAAAAAGACUAAUGAUCUUUCUGUUUUUGUUAGAUUUCAAAGAGUAAUAAUAGUUGGCGUGUGUUCUAAGUUGCAGUUUAAA